Molecule: messenger RNA, 919 nt
Organism: Hirundo rustica (Barn swallow)
Lineage: Eukaryota; Metazoa; Chordata; Aves; Passeriformes; Hirundinidae
Gene: LY96
Product: lymphocyte antigen 96
Exons: 5
Coding region: 34-501 (155 amino acids)
Biological process (GO): cellular response to lipopolysaccharide; detection of lipopolysaccharide; positive regulation of lipopolysaccharide-mediated signaling pathway
Cellular component (GO): lipopolysaccharide receptor complex
Molecular function (GO): lipopolysaccharide binding; lipopolysaccharide immune receptor activity; Toll-like receptor 4 binding
Source: RefSeq, a predicted model, not a curated record
UACCAGCAAAUACUGAGAAAAAAAACCGUAACUAUGUUUGGAUUAUUUUUUUUCAUUUUAUUCACCCCUGGAAUCAGUGAAUUCAUUUGUACAUCAUCAGAUCUUGAAAUGUCAUACACGUUUUGUGAUUCUACAGCUCAUUCAUUCACGUUUAAUCUGACACCUUGCAGCACGAUGAACAAACCUGUCUGGAAGGCUGCUCUCACCUGGAUUCCACGAAGUGACAUUCACUUUUUGAAGAUUGUCUUCAAUGUCUGGUAUGAUGGUGCCAAAGCACUCCUCUGGAAAGAACUGCUCUGCAGCGGAGCUGACGAUGAAUACUCAGUGUGCGGAACGCUGAAAGGAGAAACACUUGUAUCAGCAUUUGACAUUAAAGGCUCAAGAAUAAAGUUUCCAAAGGGCAAUUAUAGUAUUGUUGUGCAAGGAUUCUCUGAUGAUUCUGAGAAUAAUAUGCUUAUGUGCUUGAAUUUCACCAUGAUAGUAAAACAAGAUGCUUUCUGAGUGCAACAGACUUCUCAAAUAACUCCAGAACAUGGAGGUCACUUCCGUGAGCAACGGCAAUCCAAGCUGUGAAGUAAUCUGCACACUAAAUUUCCUGAGGCAGAAUACAUUGUGAGCUGUUUGGGAAGCUGUAUGAAGUGUAUUCUUACUCAUUUGUAGCACAGCCAUAAUUAGUUGCUCAGCCAAUGUGCACAAAAUCUCUGGGAAUCAGGCAUCCUGAUUAAUCCACAGGAUUAUCCUGACUGGAUGUCAUGCUGGUCCUGCAUUUUGGUGCUGUGCCUUGAGUUACAAUAAAGUUGAGUCUUUCAGGCUGAGCUAAAGUAAUCAAGAGGUUUUGAAGUUUUAACGUGCAAGGAUCAGAAGUUCAUCAAUAUUCAAUUUAAAAUAACACAAUUGAUUUGGGAACUCUGCUGUGAGG